GUAGAGUUGUGAGUUGUGAAGGCAGAAGGCACAAAUCGGUGAAGAAGGCUCCGUAUAUCGGGAAACGCGUACGCGGUUUACGGUUUUUCCUCCCUCGCUCGCUCGCUUGCCGUCUCGCGUGUGGCAGAGAAGAAGACUGCAAACGUUCCUACAGUAUCCGUGAAAUGUUUUUUAAUUGAAACUCUUCGAUCUUUGGCGUUAUUUUAAUCCAAAUUAGGACAGCUUUAUAGGAAAAACUCAGAGUAGUGCUUUCGGUACGGUGUGUGAAAUUUGAUUUUUAGUCGAGGAGCAUUUUGUUCUGGGAGAACCGAACAAAAGUGUGUAUCUUUCAAGUGGAUUCUUUUAUAUGCAUACGUUUGAAAGAAGACAAACGUGAAGUGUUUUUUUUUAGUUCGAGUGUAUGAGUGCGAAUAUUGUUGAGUUGCCUUUGGGAGAAUUUCAACUGAUCGCGAAGGUCUCCUGGAAUCUGCGGAACGUCCAAGAUAACCCCGGGAAUAUAUUAGCAGCAGCAGCAGCAGCAGUUUCUUUGACUUCAGCCAUCGAUUGUCACCGACAUAAAGCAGCAAUUGAAUAUUUUCGGUCCAUGAAAAUGUUCACUUUGUAAUUCGAGCAAAACACGAGACCACCGAGAAACGGACGCAAAAAUGCCAGUUUUCGGAGAGUUCCAAGGACUCCACCUCUUCUUCCGUCGCUAAGAAGCUGGACCGGGAGACCGAACGGACCAAGGAUACUUGCAAUACACCCCAAGGCAAUCGCAAUUUUGAAUAGUGAAACGUAAAUUUGAACACACCGACGAGAUGAAACCAGAAGAGACAGUGGUGCCGAUCAGACAGCAACAGCAGCAACAUUUGCUGGCAGCAGCAGCAGUAUCGGCGCAAACUGUUGGCGGCGCAUCGCUAAUGAUGGCCUCGGCAUCGACACAGACCCAAACCCAGACAGUCCAACACCGGAUGAACCCCCUGUCGAACACAUCAGCCUCGGCUUCGGGAUGCUUCAUCAAACCGUCCUUAUCGUUGAACUCGUUGCCUCCCCAGGGUCCGCCCGAGGGAUCGGAGAUGGCCCAGAAUAGGAUGCGAAUUGAUCGGCCGUAUAACAGUUUGAAGAAAAAGCGCGACUCGGAGCGUGAACUGUGGCGCCGGUCGUGGGGCAGUGGCCACAGCCACAGUUCUUGCAGUCUCCAGAGCAGCACUAUGACCGGUAUCGGUAAGGAUGAUUUUUGGGCGGCACUCCAGACAAACUAUAAUUUUAUCAUGGACACAAACCUGCUCGACAAUUGCCGGGAUGCUCGAUGCGAAAUCGAAGGUCCCGUUGUGCGAGCCGAUGAUGACGACAUGGAUUACUAUCGGAAGGCUAUGUACAAACCCUCCCCGAUGCAGACAUUCUACGGCGAUCCUCGCCUGUUACGUCAGUGGAUCAAAGAGAUGGAAAAUCGUAUCCCACGGAUUCCCUCGGUCACGGAGACAAAGAAGUUGACAGUGGAGCAGUUGUUGAAGCUCUCUGGAGAACAUUCGGAGAUCUACCGUGAAAUAGAAUCCAAUUCGCGGGCAGUAGCGGCGUGUGUACGUGCAUACGAGCGCAAGUCGGCCAAGGCUAGCAAAUUUUGCGCUAACGUCUCGGGGAUUUCCAGUCUAGCGUCUUCUACAUCGACGGGCGUCAAUUGCGGUGGACCAACUUCCGGCUCUGGAUCCCUAACACCCGAAGUAGAAGCCCACAACGGCACAGGGCAGAAGUCGGGUGUCACAAAGCAGCUCAGUGGUGGUGCUAAGCCGAAGGAAAACAGCGUGGUAAAGGGGCUCGAAAGACGCUAUCACCUGUUAUAUCUAAAGGCUUUCGAAAUUAAAUAUCUACUCGAGCGAUUGCUAGAUAACAAAGCUUCGAGCUCAGAUAACAACGCCAGUCUAUCGGAUACGGAUGAGGAACCGGCCAACAAGUUAGCCCGACUCGGCGAUUCCACCAGCGGUAAAUCAAAAUCACCGGAUUCCGUGAAGAAUGACUGCAUUAGUGGCGAAGAAGAAUGGGGUAAAGUGAAGAAACUCUCGAGCGCUGGUUUCGAUGCCGAUUCCGAGGGCAGCGAUUGUGAGAUUGUACCGAACAUUAUUACCUACCAUAGUCAGCAGGAGCAGCACGGCUGCGGCAGUUCCAAGGCUUUCACGACGGCCAUAACUAGCAGCAGCGCAUCACCGGGCAUGUCUUCCUUCGCGCUGAAUCAGCCGGAAGCGGCGACUGCACACAGUCCUAUACUAGAAUUAGAUAGCCAUAAUUUGUCGCUGAUCACUAACAGCAGCAGUACUACGACGGCCUACACUACCAAUACCCUUGCCGAUAUCAGUGAUGAUGGCCCCCUAGAAGUGGUCGCCACGGACAACGUGGACGGCAUAAAUCGGGAGCCCAGCGCACAAGACUUGAUCAACAAUAAUGGCAGUCGGAAUUUCAACGGGGAUGCCUCUAGCCAACCUCUGAAGAAAGCUCCCAGUGAACAGAAGCAGCUAGUCCGCAGCACUGGUGGUCAGCAGGGAAAACAGAAGCGCAACAAAAUCAACGAUUUGUCCAAGUUCAAUCGAUCCACUCGGAAGUCGAAAAAUUGUGCCACAUUUUACUUUAAGCAUCUCGACACCGAUUCCGAGCUGAACAAAGACUCCAGCGAGCGCACCAAAUCGGAGGAAUCGACCAGCUCGUCGGAGGGUGACGAAUGGGUGUACAACAAUGGCAGCGGCGGUGACGAAGGGGGCGUCCAGGAGGGAGAGGCUAGCCAGGACAGUGGCUCGGAUCCAGUCCAGGCGACCGAAUCGUCCAAUGCGGUGAAAUUGAUUUCGUUGAAUGAAGAGGAUGAGAAGGAGAACAACCCAGGAGGGGAGGAAAGGGUUGACGGACCUAGGCAGAAUAUGAUGGCGAAAGAUUCGAGAUCGAAAAGGAGUUUGGAUUUUUCACAUGACGCGAAACUCAACAGCCGAGCGCUGAUGAUGACUUCGAUCGGAAGCUUCGGCAAGAGCACCGAGUCGGUUGACAGUGGUGGCAGAAACGGUGGAGGAUCGCUCAUUACGUCGAAGCAGCAGCAAUAUGCAACGACUUCGAUCCAAAGGUUAGUGCUGCAUGCCGAAACGCUCGUACGGGACGAGAUAUUCGCAAAGACACCCAAAACUGUUGUCAAAAAUACACACUAUUUGCACCACAACCACCACCAUCAUCACCAUCAUCGCCAUCAUCACGGAUCGUCAUCACGUCAUCAUCACGCGAUAGUUAGCAGCAGUACCGCGGCAGCUUCCGUCGCCGUCGCCACCACCAAAAACAUCACCAACAGCAGCGACUGCGACAGUAACAAUAGGAAGGCGGAGAAAGUGAUGAGCAACCUCAAGAUCAACCGGAUCGAGGAAUGGCUCGAGAAACAACCGUUGGAUGCGGCCACAGCAGCGCCUCACCUGCCUGGUUCCGGUCCUACGACGGAUUGUGAAGCUUCCGGCGAGUAUACCGAUUCCGAUUCGAUUACCCGCGAUACGGAUAGUUCGGAGGGUCUUGCCAAUUCGGUCGCUACUUGUCUGCAGGGUGACCAGACCUCCCAGGAGAUGCUCAACGAGAACGUUUACCCCUCGGAGACAUCGAAUGUGUCCAACGACGAGGUCGAAUCGAAGAACAACGCCAAUUCGAACCCAUCGCUGGUGAAAAGACGGGUCAACAAAUCCACCGGUGACAGGCCCUGGUCGGUGUCGUGUAUCUCUCAGCUCAACACCUCGGCGGUGGAGAUAAAUCAGUACGGGGAACGUCACGAAACGCAUCAACAUCAGCGAUUGACGGCAAGUCUCUCGAUUAGCGAGUCCGCAUUGAACACGAUGUCUGCGGUGCGCAGUACGAUGAAGCCUACAACGAGCAGCGGGGGUGGCAGCCAACAGCCACUGGUGGGGAAGAGUUCCGACAGUAAGAACUCGCUGAAGAAGCGCAAGCUGCGGGCAAGAAGAAAGAACCGCAUCGACGAGUCCGGUUCGGAUGAAUCGCAGACCCAAACGCAGCACUCAUCGGCACUGCAGAUCCUGCAGCACUCGCUAAUACUGCAACAUCAGCAGCAGUUGCUGCAGCAGCAUACGCCUCUACGGGAAAUUCAACUAUCGGCCGGAAGCAGUAGCGGAAGUGGCCGCCAGCAGCAUCAGUACAGCAGCAGUAGCCAUCGGGGCAGCAGCAGUUUGCUCAAGUCCGAAUCGUUCUCCGGGCGGAUUCGACUGGCGGACGAUUUGGUCACACUGUCGUCACUGUCCGGGUCGUCUGGAUCGCGCAAAUCGUCCUCUGCUCGGCAGACGACGAGAGGAACGGCCUUGGCGACACUGAUGACCUCAAUGUCGUCGAAGAAAUCCGCUCCGGACAGCGAGGAGGAACAACAGCAGCAGGCGCUGGCGAUGGCCAAGCCCAACUUCAAGAUCGGUUCCGUCGCGAGAGCCCGCUGUGGAAGUCUCAAUCUAGGAUCAUUAGCCGCACUGGCUAAUUAUAAUCUAGAUGGUGUAGAACGGAACGAGGCGGAUCUCAACGGAACCGGAACGGGCACCGAGGAGAUGAGUAGCUUCUCGGAGCAGGCGUGGGAUAACUAUCAGGAGAAGUACAUGAGCGAAACGUAUUCCGAGGAACGGGACACGGACGCUGCCCGGCGGUUGUUGGACUUUGGCGAUGAUUAUCGCAAUUUCAUCGAUUCGCAGUCGGACUGUGCUUCCUCGUCGCUUUCGGCGGCAAACAUGGAUUCGUUGUCGCCACCGCGCUUCCGCAAAAGUGAAUCGCUCAACAAAAGCUCCGAGUCAAAUGUGAACUCGUUGAACCGGCGGAAGCGAUUGGACGAGUACCGGAUGGAUGAUCGAUACAGUCACAACAUGCACUCUUGGUCCAGCAAAUCGGGCAGCCCACCCCAUCAUCAUUCCCUGGGGCUGGACAAAACACUGACGGUGCGAAGCAAGCACCACGUGCUGUACGAGAGUCCCGACCAGGCGGCAAGCAGUGGCGGACCAACAACGGCCAGCGGUCGUCGCCGUUCGUUGCGUUCGGUGGACAAACACAACUCGUUCCUCCGCUCGCUGUCGCACGAAACGAGUUCCAGUUCGAACAACGAAUUCGACGAAGACACGGAGGCGGAGGUGAAGAAGAUGCUCAUCCAGAGCAAGCUGCGGUUCGCCAACACGGAAGCGCUCAAAGCGAAAUCCCACCUGCUCAAGCCGGAGGACUAUGAGGAAAUCAUCAAAACCUGCCGCGAGAACGUGCGCUGCCUCGAGACGGUGCUGCUGUCCCAGCCAGGAACGGUGCUGACGGCCGCCAAGUGCCAAGAUCUAAGAGAUACUAUCCUCUGCUGGGAGAAGCUGCUGAGUUGGAGCGAGAGGCGACAGAUCACGACUCGGUUCCAGGCGGAGAUCCUAUCGCUGAAGGAUGUGCUGGAGGAUUUGGGCUGUAAGGCGUUCGACUUCUGCUCGGAGGCACAUAUACAGUUGGCCAUCGAUCAGCUGAAGAACGAACGCAAGGUGCUCCAAAACCAGCGCCCGAAGAUGCUCACACUGAACGCGACCGUUCACAAUUGGGUUUCGGCUCAGGAGCUUCAGCGCAAGGAACUACUGCUGGACGACGAGACGAUCGACGCCCGGAUGGAGCAGCUCGAUCGGGACAAGAAUUUCGCCAAGUGCAUCAAUCAGAAGUGUGGCGCUUGUUACGAGUGUCUGAACGAACUGCGCGAGGAUUGCACCAUCAACCAGGAGCUGAAGGACGGCAUCAGUCAGCUGUACAGCACCUGGGAUGAGGCGGAAAUGAGAAUUAGAAACCGAAUUGAGAAUCUAACCAGUUCGAUGAUGACCUGGAAGCAGUUGGAAGAUGGUCUCAGUGAUCUGAAGGAUAUUCUCGAUCGCGACCGUGGUAAACUGCAGGGAAUAGAGGGUGCUCUGCAGAGCGGACGAGCUGAUGAAAUGGUCAACAAUGUCAAAGAAGUCGUUAAAGCGCUGUCGGAGAAAGUUGAGCCGCUUUUUCAGGAGGAACAUAAUCUACCCAUUCCCGUCAAUCUCAAGCUCUCGUCGAGUGGUUCUCUGUCUGAUAGUGGCAUUUCCGACGGUGGUGGCAUGUCUGAUGGUAGCCUAUCGGAGCGAGAGAAGCGACUGAGUGCGUUGAAACGGUUGGUGAAGCAACUGGAGGUGGCACUGGCCCCGGGAAGUGAGGCCAUGCAGACGAUCACAAAGCGGCUGGAAAUGGCAGAGCACGAAUUGCGCUCCCUGCAGAACACCUGCCGGAAGAUCAUCAUGACCACCGGAGAAAACUGCAACAACAAUGAUACGAACGUUAAAAACAAAAAUAAAAAUAAGCAAGCAAGUAAAAAGAAUCGCAACUCAAGUCCGACCAAGUCGGACCGGUCCAAGUCCCGUUCGAAUCAAUCGCUGAACGAGACCGAUUCCGAGGAAACCCGUUACCACCAGGAAGUGCAAACUGACGAAUCACACACGCACGAUCGAAACCAUCAUCAGCAGCAGCAUCAGCAGGAGCAGCAGCUCAAAAAGACCGCCGCCCAGUCCGCCCAGCUGGGCAUUAUUCAAACCACCAAGUUGAAACUGUCCCAGAAUCGCUGGGUCUGGCGAAUCACAAAGAUUGCCGUUCCGGUCCAGUUGGCGCUGGUUCUGGUUAUGUGCGCGGCAUGCUUCUUCGAGCCGCACUGCUGCGAUGCCCUGAACACCUACUCGAUGAGCUUCACGCCGCAGUUGCGCUACAUUAAGGGACCACCACCGGUUUGAAGCAGAGGUCCCCCAUUCAUGUGUCGCAAACGGACGCGAGGUUUAUUUGCUUUUUUCUCGCGCGAGCGAGGAGAAAAUGAGUUUUUUCUGUUUAUUUUACACGGAUAAUUUUAUAUCCUGGAGAUAUAGUAGAGUUGUGCAUUAUCUAGCUAUUAAGGAGAGUCCUUUUUUAUCGGAAGCUAUUUAUAAAUACGAGCGGAUAUACUUCUACUUGACUUGUAUAGGGUUAAAUAUUUCAGCAAACACUUGUACCAUAACUUAAUCGUUUCCGUUAUCUUUAAAAUGCGCAAGGGCAAUCUAAAUUUUGAACGCUCGAAACUAUUUUUGUUUCCUUCUUAAUAAUCUACUUUAAGAUGAGUCAACAACAAGCAUACUUACCAAGCAGCGCGUCAAUAUUACUUUCAUUCUUGUCAUAACAAACGCAGAAAUAUGCUAAAUGUGCCUUCAGCGUAUGAAACUUUUAGAGAAGCAAACAACUAUUUUAGAACAAUAGUAUACGUGAAGUUCAUACAGAGUAACGCAGGUUCCUCUACAGAGAUACAGCAAAUACUUUUUAUAUUUCCUAGCUACUAAAUGAUUUACCAUGCUACAAAUUGAAUUCAGUAUAACAACACACAUCAGUAUCUACCAACGUGGAUUAGUCGUGCUCAGAAAUGACACACUGCCAUUUACAAGUGAGAUGCGCGAGAGAAACAUAAUUGUAGGUUUUUGAAUUGCAAAAUGAAUUUCUUGAAAGUAAAAACCGCAAUGGAUUUUUCCCUAAGAGAUAGCCGAUCCUUAAUUUGUACAUGUGCUUAUAGAUUUUCUUCCACUUAUUAAUACUGCUAGAUCUAUUUUCAAGAGAAACAAGAAGAGGUACUGAUUAACACAGAGAAAAUUGCGUACGGUGAGUAAAAGUACACUGGAAAUAAAUGUUUAUAUUUUAGUAAAAGUA
Molecule: messenger RNA, 7665 nt
Organism: Toxorhynchites rutilus septentrionalis
Lineage: Eukaryota; Metazoa; Arthropoda; Insecta; Diptera; Culicidae
Gene: klar
Product: klarsicht protein
Exons: 17
Coding region: 798-6731 (1977 amino acids)
Cellular component (GO): membrane
Source: RefSeq, a predicted model, not a curated record